GUAGCAAUAAUCAUUGGUCCAGUGCCCCGACUGGUUACCCAUGACAGGAACAAGAUAAAUGGCGUCAUUGGAGUGUUCCUAAGCUUCUUCAACCACUUUACGGACUCCGACUGCUCACUUAAAAUUUCCCAUCACCAUGAACAGAAAAAGUGAAUCUGGGUAUGCUAAACACUCUUUUAUCAAUAAUUUUUAUUCAAGUUGGUGUUAGUGGAUUCCCUAGUGUAGUUUUUGAUUGGAAUAUGCGUGAGUGCGGUCGUUGAGGAAAUACUUGCAGGAAAAUCAUUGUAUUUUAUACUUGGCACACACUUAAAUCCCUCAAUUCUUUGGCUCAAGUAGUGGAAUAUUCAUAUUGGAUGGAUAGUGGAAGGAGGGACCGUGUACUUGCUUUUACUUUCUUUGUUUUCUGCUGGACCCCGCUCCAUUUUAGUGUUAGUGUUUCUUCUGCAAUAAAGAGGGCUCCUCUUUAAAUUCAAUGGUAAAAGGACACUUAUGAAAUUGGAAUGUCCAAGUGAAAUGAAUGUACAAGAGUAGAGGAAGCAAUUAAUAUAUCACUCCUGGGUUUUCUCUGCUGUGAAGCUCAGAAUGGUGAGUGGGAAUUGUCUCAAUGUUAGCUCAGCUCCUGCCAAGGAUUAUGCAGAUGAUGACAUUCAGAAGGUACGAUCUGCAAAUGAUUGGCUUCCUGUUACAUCAUCACGAAAUGGCAAAUGGUGGUACUCUGCAUUCCACAAUGUCACUGCUAUGGUUGGUGCUGGAGUACUCAGCUUACCCUAUACUAUGGUAUUCUUAGGAUGGGGUCCAGGUAUAUGUUUGCUUGUCCUUUCUUGGAUGAUUACCUUAUACACACUCUGGCAGCUGGUUGAUAUGCAUGAAUCGGUCCCAGGAAGGCGCUUUGAUAGGUAUCAUGAGUUAGCACAGUACACACUUGGAGAAACCCGUGGACUAUGGAUUCUUGUUCCCCUGAAUUUGACAGUUGAAGUGGGUGUGGACAUAGUUUACAUGGUUACUGGAGGACAAUCCUUGAAAAAGUUUCAUGAGACAGUAUGCCAUAGUUGUGGAAAAAUAAGACAGUCUUACUGGAUCCUGAUUUUUAGCUCUGUCCAUUUCUUCUUAGCACAAUUACCCAAUUUGAAUUCUGUGGCAGGUGUUUCCUUGGCUGCAGCAGUCAUGUCUCUCAGCUACUCUACCAUUGCUUGGGGAGCCUGUUUUUAUCAUGGCCAACUGGAAGAUGUAAGCUAUGGUUAUGUACACACAACACCAGCAAACACAGUUUUUCGUGUGUUGAAUUCCUUGGGAGUAAUUGCCUUUGCAUUUGCUGGACAUAAUGUAGCUCUGGAGAUCCAAGCUACUAUUCCUUCAACCCCAGAAAAACCAUCAAAAAUUCCUAUGUGGCGUGGUGUUCUAGUUGCAUAUUUUGUAACUGCACUCUGUUACUUCCCAGUAGCUAUAGUUGGUUAUUGGGCCUUUGGUCAGAUUGUUGAUGACAAUGUGCUAUUGACACUUAAGAAACCAGACUGGCUUAUUGCAGCUGCAAACAUGAUGGUGGUGGUACAUGUUAUUGGUAGUUAUCAGGUGUUUGCUAUGCCAGUGUAUGAUAUGAUUGAAACAGUGCUUGUGAAAAAUUUUAGCUUGGCCCCAGGAUUUUGGCUUCGUUUACUUUCUCGAUCUAGUUAUGUUGCUUUCACCUGUUUCAUUGCUGUUACAUUUCCUUUCUUUGGGGAUCUGCUUGGCUUUUUUGGAGGCCUUGCCUUUGCACCAACCACCUAUUUUUUGCCCUGUAUCAUGUGGCUUAUCAUCAACAAGCCCAAAAGGUUCAGCUUACCCUGGUUGGUCAAUUGGUUCUGUAUCAUUUUUGGGGUUGUACUGAUGCUAAUAUCAACAGUCGGAGGUUUAAGAAGCAUUAUAAUCGAUGCAUACACAUAUGAUUUCUACCAGUAAAAUAUGAUCGAAGUUACAUGCAAGAACACGGGGAUAUUAUCCUACUAAAUAUUGCUUCUCUAUUUUCGUUUCAAAAUCGGAUGGGUGAUAUCUUCUUCUAAAAUUGAAAAGGAAUUGAUGAGGAAAUUAUAUUGUACAGUAGAGUAAGAAUACCUCUUCUAUUAAAACAGUAUAAUUUUGAAUAGUUUUUAUGGAAAAUUUGUUAAAACAGUAUGAUGAUAUUCUCCUAGUUUGGAAGAAGAUAGGUUGAUAUCUCUAAAGCUUUAGAUGAAUUUUCUAGAAAUAUUGUGGGAUGAAAAACUGCUCUCAUCAGCGAUUAAGUUCCAUUUUGAAUUUUAUAGUUUCAGAGAAGACCCAGAAAAACUGGAUAAGUGUUAAUCUCUAUAUUUUUGAAAAAUUUUAUUUCUUAAUACUAAUAUUUCUGGCUCUUUAAAAAGAAUA
Cryptomeria japonica (Japanese cedar) is the source of this 2376-nucleotide messenger RNA. RefSeq names its product lysine histidine transporter 2. Lineage: Eukaryota; Viridiplantae; Streptophyta; Pinopsida; Cupressales; Cupressaceae. The record is from RefSeq and is a predicted model, not a curated record. The transcript is spliced from 8 exons. Bases 583 to 1935 code for a protein of 450 amino acids. Gene Ontology annotation, cellular component: plasma membrane.